UGAUUUUGCAUUUCUGGGAGAGAACUGUAUGUAAACAAUACAGUUCUUUCUCCUGUCAGCUCCUGCACACUGCUUUGUAUGGCUCUGCAUAGCAGUGUGCUUACAGUGUAAAGCACACACAGCCCCAUAGUAAAACAGCACACAGUUAACCCUUUGAUCACCCCACAUGGUAACCCCUUCCUGCUCAGUGUCAUUAGUACAGUGUCAGUGCUUUUUAUUAGCACUGAUCACUGUAUUGGUGUCACUGGGGAUGUCAUUGACACCAAGUCAGUUCCCACCAGUGUCAGAAUGCCAGCCGCAGUUCUGCUAU
Molecule: messenger RNA, 310 nt
Organism: Staurois parvus
Lineage: Eukaryota; Metazoa; Chordata; Amphibia; Anura; Ranidae
Source: the annotation of a GenBank genome assembly